UCUUGGGUGCUAGGUUCUUGGAUUGGGGGGUGUCAGGUAGGGGGGAAAGUAGGGAUCUUUGGUGUGCUAAACCCUGGUGGUUUUAGGACGGAUUUAUGGUUUGGUUUGUUCUUCAGUGUGGUGCAUUUGAUCGACCCUGUAGAGGCUGAAAUGCCUGAUUGUGAGGGUAGAUGUUGGUUCUUCAGCACCACAUUGGCUUGGAUUAGGAAAGGGAGGGGGGCAACAUUCUGAUUUACCCCCUUUUGGCUUUUCACCUUUUGCCCAUUGCGUCUUUCUGUUAGGAUAAUGGUGGUUUCAACUUUCAAGAACCGGAUUUAGGUAGUGCCCUGGUCAUCUCCUGGGGAUUUGGGGGGUGCAUCGGGCAGAUUAUCAUGGUGUUGAAGUGCUGCUUUUGAGGUGGUGGUGGUUUUUAUUUUUUUUUCUUUCUUACAGUUGCUUGAUGCCUUGAUCAGAGGUUGGAAUUAGGGAAAGGUCUCUGCUUUGCUGGUUCCUUUUCUCACUCUUUUGGUCCAGCUUAUCUGCUCGCACAGCUCCUGCUUGCUUUAAUCAUAGAACUGCCUGCUUUAAUCAUGGUUCAGGCCUUCAAGAAAUACACUUUGACCAUUGGCUUCUGAUGUGUAGAGUAUUUUCAGGUUAGCAAGUGAAGGAAUAAAAGAGUUUGGUUGCCUUUUCCUUCCCUUUGGAUGUAUGAUUGGCUCUGUUGUGGCUGAAAUGACUACAUCAGCUCAAGUUGGCAGCAAAUGUGAUCAGCUUUGGGGAUAUGAAGUAUUUUUAGUUAGUUUUAUUGAUGUGCCCUGAAGUUUGUUUUAGGCCAAUGCUGUUAAAUUUGGUUCUGCAUUUUAUAUAUUAUAUACCCUGAUAACCAUUAUUUUUGUUAUUGAUAGGAUCUGAGGAGCAAAGAUCACUGCUGAUCCCAAGCAAGAUUUCUAAUUGGUGGAAGCUGUUGACAGUAGUUGGAUUUUGAUGAGUCUACUGGUAUCUAGUAUAGUGCAGUAGGGGAUCUGCAGUUUCGUGGGACUCAUGGGUUCUUCUCCCUCCAAAGCCACUGGAGAGGAUGCCCUGGUUCUGUGCAAGGAUCGGAUGCGCCAUAUCAGACGAGCCAUUGACUCAAGAGAUGCAUUGUCAGCAGCACACUUAUCAUAUACUCAAUCCCUCAGUACUGUGGGGACUGCACUGCGGCGGUAUGCUGAAUCUGAGAUCUCACCAGAAUCAUCACUCUCCAUUUCAGAAGUGGAUAAGUCCCCUUCACAUUCGUCUAUGGCAUCUCCCUCGCCUUCGCGUGCAGUAGAGAAUGUUGCCUCUCCAAUGCAUCGAGCAAGUCCAUUUUCUACUCCUCCCGCAACGAGAAUCCACUGUAUGAAAGCGGCAGGAACCACACCUUUGACCUUCAUGAUUGAUCCAUCUGCUGCUGAAUUUGUGGGGCAAGAAUCCCCAGUCUCAGCUUUUGUGCCACCCCCACCACCAUUACCUCCAGAAUUAUGUACCUCAUGGGACUUCUUUGAUCCCAUUGACACUGCUGGUAGCUCGUCCUCCAACAAUGAGAAUGGGCUAACCUUGAACUUUAGUAGAUUGAAGGGUUUGAGAGAGUCAAAGGUAGCUGAAGUAGUGCCACUGAAAGAAGAAGGUGAAGAAGAAGAACUAGUUAUGUCUGAAAGAAGGCACACAGAAUUUCCUGGUGUUAAUUCACCAUCUAAGCAGGAAAGAGAGCCAGAGCAAAGUGUGAUCAGUAAACCAAGUGAAUUGGUGGAUGUUUCAUCCAAAGCUAAAUCUUCUGAGCAAGUUGCUGCAAAGGUGGAAGAAAGCGAAAUGGCAAAAGAAUUGUGUGCAGAGACAGAAGAUCCUUCGGAGUUCAUCACUCAUCGAGCGAAAGAUUUUGUGUCAAGCAUGAAGGACAUUGAAACGCGAUUUAUACGUGCAGCUGAAGCAGGGAAUGAGGUUUCCAGAAUGCUGGAGACCAAGAAGAUCAGACUAGACAUAUGCCCAAAAAUGCCAGGUUCUCCAGGCAAGCUACCUACUGCCCGAUUUGUGUCAGCGCUUCGAGUCUGCUGCAAUCGUGAUAUUAUUCUCAACCAGGAAACUGCACAUGUUUCAAAGGUUGUCACUUGGAAGCGUUCCGUCUCAUCUCUAUCGUCAUCAUCUAAGAGUGCACUCAUGACAUCGAUAAUUAAAGAUGAUGUGGAUGACAGUAACAGUGAUUUUGUUGAGGAAUUUGCCAUGGUAUCUGGAAGCCACUCUUCUACAUUGGACAGGCUACAUGCAUGGGAGAGAAAACUAUACGACGAAAUCAAGGCAAGUGAAAAUGUCAGAAAGGCCUAUGACGAGAAAUGUAACCUCCUCCGGCGUCAAUUUGCACGUGGCCUAAAUGCACAGCUGAUUGACAAGACUAGAGCUGUUGUAAAGGAUCUACAUUCCAGGGUAUCUGUUGCAAUUCAAGCUGUUGAUGCAAUCUCCAAAAGAAUUGAGAAGAUAAGGGAUGAAGAACUGCAGCCACAACUCAUUGAGCUGAUUCAAGGGUAUAUAACUUGCAUAUACCUAGCAAACAUUUUUGUUUACAUAGAUCAAUUCUUGUGUUUCUUUUACUGCAAUUCUGAAUGCAAACUUUCUGCUUCUUAUAUCCUUUCUAGUGUAUGUUAACAAAAUUCUGACUGU
This is a messenger RNA of Panicum virgatum (switchgrass), 2649 nucleotides long. Its product is annotated as protein ROLLING AND ERECT LEAF 2-like. NCBI's taxonomy places the organism in Eukaryota, Viridiplantae, Streptophyta, Magnoliopsida, Poales, Poaceae. The transcript has 5 exons. Bases 1021 to 2634 code for a protein of 537 amino acids. The record is from RefSeq and is a predicted model, not a curated record.